Molecule: messenger RNA, 2662 nt
Organism: Mycotypha africana
Lineage: Eukaryota; Fungi; Mucoromycota; Mucoromycetes; Mucorales; Mycotyphaceae
Product: radical SAM superfamily-domain-containing protein
Exons: 2
Coding region: 110-2602 (830 amino acids)
Biological process (GO): wybutosine biosynthetic process
Molecular function (GO): catalytic activity; FMN binding; 4 iron, 4 sulfur cluster binding
Source: RefSeq, a predicted model, not a curated record
GUUUCGUCGACCCAUAUUCAGUAGAUCUUACAUUAAAAAACUGGGUUCAACGUCAUUCGUAUAGGCCUCUUUCUCCACACUCUUUACCUUACAAUAGAUCUCUAUAAAAAUGAGCAAUUUACUCAAUAGUUUGAUUUACGGAAUGAGUAAUAUCUUCUCUUCUGUUGGACCUGAAAUACCUAGAGAAGAUCAGCCAGAUCAAGACAUCGAUGGUGGUUGUUGUCAAUCGCUUAACAAUAACAUGGAUGGUUGCUGUCAGCAACAGCAAAAGAAAGCGGCAGUGAGUGAUAAUAGAGGUUGCUGCUCUACUUCAACGAAGACAGAUAAGACGGACAAAACUGAAACCGGACAGAGUAGUGGCUGCUGCCGAGAUAACAAGAAUGCUAACGGAUGUUGUUCUACUUCCUCAAAUUCGUGCAAGAAGCCGUUAGUUUCUCAAAGAGAUGACGAUCACAUCACUACUGUUAUUCCUCCUGUUACCACAAAAUCAUCCGAGCAACAAGAACAAUUAAAGCCAAGUAAGGAGAAUGGCUGCUGUCAACAACAGCAACAAUCAUCAGAAGGAAAAACAGCCGAUGCACAUCAUAAUUGUGGUUGCAAAGAUGGUACUGCAGACAGAAGAAUCGUCUCCAUUGAUCAAAUCAAAAUUAUUUAUUCUACACUCACCAAUACUGCUAAAGUGAUGGCAGCAGAAUUAAAAGAAAAAAUUGAACAAUCCAAAUCUGUCAAAGUGGAGUCACCAAUUGAAGUCAUUGAUAUUACUGAAUAUGACAAUGAUAAUUUAUUGCAAGAAACAGCUGUUUGUAUCUUUGUUUUAUCAACCUACAAUGUAGAAGGGCCAUUGGACUGGUUCACUAACUGGCUCCAUGACCUUCGUUAUGAUUUCCGAGUAGAUCGUGACGUUUUGAAGAAAUUGAGAUAUGCCGUAUGUGGUUUGGGUGAUUCAGUUUACAAUGAAGAAUUCAACGUUGCUGCAGCCAAUAUCGAUAAAUGGUUAGGACGUUUAGGUGCCACACGUAUUUUUCCUCUGGGUGCAUGUGACAAAAGUCAUGAUCAAAAGGCACAGUUUGACCUUUGGUCCAAUCGAUUUGUAUCUGAAUUAGUCGAGGAUGAGCAUAUAUUGGAAUUUACACCUGUCACUAUGGCAUUCCAAUCGGACGACGAAGAUAAUGAUGAAGAUGAUGAUAGUAAUAGUGAUGACGGGAAACAAGCUGAUGCCGGUAUCAAUGACUAUAGUGGAGAUGAAAUGAUGGAUGUUGAAGACAUUGGUAAAAUGGCCAAUAAACUGAAAGAGGCGAAAAUUCGACGUGCUGAAGAGGAAGAAGUAUUUGAAAAUAGUAAAGCGAGAGCAAAGCGUCUUAUUGGCAGUGAAUUUGAAGAAGACAAGAGUAUCAACGGCAUGAAGAAAUCAUCAUCCAUUGCACAACAGCCACGUGAAAUGGUAUCACCUAUCAUUCGUAAAAAUUUGACCAAACAGGGAUAUAAAGUAGUGGGUACUCAUUCCGGUGUCAAAAUCUGUCGUUGGACAAAAUCCGCUUUGCGUGGUCGUGGUUUCUGUUACAAACAUGCUUUUUAUGGCAUUCAAAGUCAUUUAUGUAUGGAAACGACACCUUCUCUUGCUUGCGCCAAUAAAUGUGUGUUUUGCUGGCGUCACCAUACCAAUCCUGUAGGUACCACCUGGCGUUGGAAAAUAGAUGAUCCCAAGUUUAUUUUGGAUGGCGCUAUGGAAAAUCAUUACAAAAUGAUCAAACAAUUGAAAGGCGUGCCGGGUGUGAAAGCGGAUCGUUUUGAAGAAGCUUUCACUAUCCGUCAUUGUGCUCUUUCACUUGUUGGUGAACCUAUCUUCUAUCCUCACAUCAAUGAAUUUGUCGAAAUGUUGCAUGAAAAAAAUAUAUCUUCAUUUUUGGUCACCAAUGCUCAAUUCCCUGAAAAAAUUGCUGACAUGGUACCUGUCACCCAACUUUAUGUCAGUGUUGAUGCCGCUACAAAAGAAUCCUUGCGAAAGAUUGAUCGACCCCUCUUUAGAGAUUUCUGGGAACGUUUUAUUGGUUCUCUGGAGCAACUCGCUAAAAAAGGUCAACGUACUGUCUACCGUAUGACAUUGGUGAAAGGUCAAAAUACGGCUGAAAUCAACGAAUACGUUGAGCUAAUACGUCGUGGCAAACCUUCUUUUAUUGAAGUAAAAGGUGUAACGUAUUGUGGUUAUAGUGGUGCCAGCAACUUGACCAUGGCUAAUGUGCCCUUCCAUGUGGAGGUCAUUGAUUUUUGCCAGCAAAUUGUUGAUAAACUUGGCGGUGAAUAUGAAAUAUCAGCGGAACAUGCCCAUUCUUGUUCUAUUCUCAUUGCUCAUAAGAGCUUCAAAAUUAACGGUGAAUGGUAUACACAUAUCGAUUAUCCUAAGUUCUUCGAAUUGGUCAAGAGUGGGAAGCCAUUUGGUAGUUUGGAUUAUGUUGCAAAGACGCCAGAAUGGGCAGUGCAUGGACAUGAAGCAGCAGGUUUCGAUCCAAAUGAAACUCGCCAUUACCGUAAGAAUAGAAAAGUUGUAGAGCCACCCAAGAUUGCAUCCAUCAAUGGGACUGUUACGACAGCUUCCUCUUCAUAGAGAAUCAACUUUUUUAGUCUUACCUUGUUCUGAAUAAAAUGCCUCUUUUUUUAAUAUUUA